AUGGCCGUGCUAUCCACCCCAUGGUACCCUGACGCCGACUACAACCCGGAGGACUACGUUCCCCCCCACCGCCUCGCCUCCGACACCAAGCUCGGGCUCACUGCGUCCACCGCGGGCAUCCUCAUCGCCAAAGUGCUCGCGUACAACGGCCCGCACGGCCCCCGGCCCACGCUUGCCUGGAGGCUGGACGUGCACCCCGACUUUGCGCAGGUGCACGACGCGAACAACCCGUUCGCGAUUCUGCGCUCGGGGUGGAACACGCCCGCGUUCGUCUGGACGGGCGCAUCGCAUGCGGGCACUCAGAGUAGGAUUGGCUAUGCGCGAUCGGUCUCUGAUCCGUCGCCGUUUGCAACUUCUCUGACCGCACCUUUAAUGGGCAAGCUGACGCCGCCACCGCCGCCGCCGCCGCCAUCGACGUUGUCGUCGUGCACGUACAAGACGAUCGAGCAGCUCAUCAAGUGGAUCUACGACUGGUUCCAGCAGGAGCUAACAGAAGAAGACGUCGCGCGCCUCUCGGCGGGGCAGAUCACGCCGUGCCUGGGCUGCACGUUCCUCGUCCGCCGCGGUCCAGUUGUCACCGCUGGCCACAAUGGAUCCUACGCCGCAGAUGAUGCCGGUGCCGCGUACGUGCGCGUCGCGCCCCCUGGUCCCGCCAGCGCGCGUGUGGCCGCGAGCCGGCACAGGACGCCCAAGCGCGUAGAUCUGCUGGGGGACUUUGUCAAGUGGGUCGGGAUGACGGUCGCCGUGGACAGUCGCGGCGUGCCGAUACCGCAUCUUUUCCUGACGAACGAUCCGUCGCUGCGCAUGCGGGGGCACGUGGCGUGGUGAUGGCCAUCGUUGGAUUUGGAGAUAGAGUGCGGGACAUUCAUGGGACAUUUGUUUUCUGCGUGGAUCUCUAUGUUAUUCGUAAUGACCUUAAUUUCUAUAUUAACAAGUAUACACCCGAAUGCACUUACGUUACUUAGACGGUUUCGGCACGACCAUUAGAUGAAUUGACGAACAUACUAGUACAUGUAUAUGACAAC
This is a messenger RNA of Coniophora puteana RWD-64-598 SS2, 1025 nucleotides long. RefSeq lists its product as uncharacterized. The transcript has a single exon. Bases 1 to 828 code for a protein of 275 amino acids. The record is from RefSeq and is a predicted model, not a curated record. NCBI's taxonomy places the organism in Eukaryota, Fungi, Basidiomycota, Agaricomycetes, Boletales, Coniophoraceae.